UCUUCGAUGAAAAUGAUGUCUUUAUUAUUAUUCAAAUUCAUGACGAUAUUAAUGAAGAUAAAAGAUUUCGCAUCAAAAUUUUGUCCUAAACAUUUGAAAUUAUUAUUACCAAUGCAGCUAUUAUUAUCAACAUGAUGAUGAUAAUGAUGAUGGUGUUGAUGAUGAUGAUGAUGAUGAUCAGUGGAAAUUUAUGUGAAAAAAUUUACACUUUUCUGUCGCCAUAAUUAAAAUUACGUUUUAUUUCUUUUCUUCUUUUUUUUUGAUUUAAAAUAUUUUAAAAAUUUAAAUUUUUCAUUCAUACACACACACACACACACACACCUACAUUUGCCAUGUCGGCGGAUGAUUCAGAUAACGAUAGUUGCCAUUCAUCAUCGUCAUCAUCAUCAUCGGCAUCAUCUUCCGAAUCAUCUACUUCAUCUUCAUCAUCAAAUUCGUCAUCAUCAUCAUCAUCAUCGUCUAAAUCACAUUCAUCUUCAUCUGCAUCAAAACAAUCUUCCGCUUCAUCUUCCUCAUCGUCAUCAUCUGGCUCUUCAUCUUCUUCCGAAUCCGAUGAUGAUAGCUCACAGCAAACAUCACUUCCAGAAAAAGCAGCAGUGAAAAUAGCUGAUGAUCAUCAUGAAUCAUCAGGUGCAUCAUCGUGUUCUGAAAAUGAAUCUGGUUCUGAUUCAGAUGAUGGCUCUGAAUCAUCAUCAACAUCCCCUUCAUCAUCAUCAUCAUCAUCAUCAAGUGAUGAUGAAAAUGAUGAUGAAAACGUAGAAGAAGAGGAAGAAGAAGAUGGCGAGGAAAUGGCUGCAAGUGAUUCCAAUGAUGAUGAUGAUGAAGAAUGUAGUGGUUAUUCAUCGGAUUCAUCAAAAAGUAGUACACGAUCAUCAUCAAAUCAAUUUCGAUAUUCAAAUGAAGUAAUCAUUAUGGCAAAUCGUAAUCAUUCAAAACGUUUUGUUGGUUCAUCAUCAUCAUCGUCAUCAACAGCAGCUACACCAUCAAAAGAUAAUGACAAUCUAUUCACUAGUCUAUGUAAAUCACCUAAUUCUUUGCCACGAAUAUCAUUCAUGUCCGGUUUAACUGAAAAUAAUAAAUCAUCAUUACAAGGGCUUCCGAAUCGGUUGCAUGCUACCGUACCGGCACCAGAUGCACGGCCAAUUCCAUCACGAUCAACAUUCGACAAUCAACAGAAUCAGAAACAACAACAAUCCGGUUUUUCACAGAAGUUAUCAUUAGUAGCCGAAAAUGAUAUAGCAAAAAAACCAAAAUUCCGUACCAGAGUGAAAAAAGAAGAUAUUGUAGAUAUACCAAUUACUGAACGUGAUCGUGAAAUUCUUUUGGCAAUUGGAAAAAUUAAACGACAAAAACAACGACCAUCAGUAGAUCGUUUAUAUAAUCUUUUGGCUCGAUCAAAACAUUCUGAUUGGGAUACAAAAAAUAAAAUUCAAUGUCAUUUAGAUGAUAUGAUACUGCGGUCUUUAUUGGCACGUGUGAAUAAUGCUGAUAAAGGUUUUGUUUCUUAUCGUGAACUAAAUUCAGCCAUACCAAUUGUAGCGAUAAAUAAUCCAUUAAAAUCUCGUGUACAUCUUCUUAAUGAUAUCUCAAAAAGCAGUGAUAAUAAUAAUCAGACAGCUAAAACCUGUCAAAGUACAUCGCCAACGUUUCCAAAAAAUUCAUCUACAAAAACAAAAUCCGUAUCAACAUCAACGACUACAACAACAACAACAUUGAAUUCGAUUGAUGAAUCAAUCGAAAGAGUUGUACGAAGAUAUUGUAAAGAUUCAUUGAAUAGACAACAAUCAAUCACAACAACAAGUAUUGAUAAUGAUAGUGAAAAUAAUAAUCAUCGAUCAUAUCUACACCGGAAAUGUGGAAUGUGUGGCCAUAGUACUAAAGAUGAUGAAAAUGAUGAGCUUAUUACUUGUUCUGUUUGUGGAAUGUCUGGUCAUUCAUCUUGUUUAGGUUGUUCACCUUCAUUAUUAGCCCGUAUUCGACAAUUACCGAAUUGGGAAUGUCCAAAUUGUAAAAAAUGUCCACGUUGUGGCCAACAUGAUGAUGAAACAAAUAUCGUUUGUGUUGUUUGUGAUCGUGCUUUUCAUCGUACAUGUUUACGUUGGAAUCCAUCUAAUUCGGUGUUCCUUUCCAAAUAUACAUGUGAUGAUUGUGAUAAAAUUUACGCAGAAGAUACAGUUUCAGCCACCACAACUAUUACAACUACCAAAAAUAAUAAUAAUCGUAAUUCAUUCAAUAGUCAUUCAUCAUCUGGAAUAAUCCAACAACAACCUGAAAUAAAAUUAGCCACAGCAAUUCGACAUCAUCCAUCAAUUGAAAACAACAUAAACAUAAACAACAAAGACCAAAAUCAUUUGAAUCCAAUCAUAAACGACGUUACGAUAGUCCUGAUACAACAAAUUCAUUUGAAUUAAAACAACAAUCAACAUUAACGCCGAAAUCUGAAGAAAAUUCUACACAAUUAUUAGAAUUUUGUCGAAAAUAUCUUGGCCGUCGUGGUCGACGUAAAGGUUCAUUCCAUUUAAAACGUGAUCUUGUAUCAUAUCGUACACUGACCCUACAACGAGCCAACUUAUCACAAUUGAAUUAUCAACUGAUUAGACCGGAGAUUGAAUCCAUAUGCACGACAACAACAACUGAACAAUCUUCAUCAUUAUUGCCUGAUAGUUCAGCAAUUUUAGAUAAUUUGGAUUCUGUUGUUGGAUCAGCUGAUCUUGAAAUAGUUGACAAUAAUAUCAUCAAUAAUAAUUAUUACAAUAAGGAGAAUAAUGGUGGUGAAAAUAAUUCAAUCAGUAAACGUAAUAAACGACGUAAAUAUCAUAAUAAACGCCAGAAUCUAAAUCGAACAGUAGAUGUAAAGAAUUUAACAAAAUUAGAAACAGAUUUAAAUUCUCGUAGCAGCAGUAUUAGUGUUGAUUUACAAAAUCAUUUUAAACAGUGAUCCAGUACUGGUCGUACCGGAAUCAGAUAACGGUGACGACGAAGAAGUUGAGAAAAUUCUUUCGACAUCAUCGAAUCAUAAAACGAAACGAACAAAAAUGAGAAAGUCAAACAAACAAACUUUGAUUACAGAAUUUUUGAUAAAAUCAUCCACAUCAUCAUCAUCAUCAUCAUCUUCGUCUGCGACCAAAGCUCAUGAGAAUCAAUCAGCAGAUGAAAAUGGUAAUGGUAGCUGUGAUGAUGAUGAUAAUGAUAAUGGUGAACAUGGUCGUACAACGAAUAAACAAAAAUCUAGUUCCAAACAAACAACAACGAAUGCUUCGGUAAAAAGUCGGCAAAAAAACGAAGUCGGAAAUUUACACCAAUUAAAAGGCGAAGGAAUCAACAACAGAAACAGCUUGAAACCGAUGUUUCUAUAAUCAUGGC
Dermatophagoides farinae (American house dust mite) is the source of this 3363-nucleotide messenger RNA. RefSeq lists its product as uncharacterized. The record is from RefSeq and is a predicted model, not a curated record. Gene Ontology annotation, molecular function: histone acetyltransferase activity; transcription coregulator activity; DNA binding. NCBI's taxonomy places the organism in Eukaryota, Metazoa, Arthropoda, Arachnida, Sarcoptiformes, Pyroglyphidae. Gene Ontology annotation, cellular component: nucleus; chromatin. Gene Ontology annotation, biological process: regulation of transcription by RNA polymerase II.